GCUCCGGCAGGUUGCAACAAAAUGCAGAAAAACCUGUACAGACAGAGAGGUUGAGCCGAAAGAGGCACGCAGAUCACUCAGGGAGAGGCUAUUCAACCAGAUCAGUCUGUUGUGUCUUAUUUAGUUAAACUGAAACUUGUUUCCUAAAGUUCACUUCUCUGGCAGACCUCUUGCUGUACUCUUGGGGUUGGUGCAAUGGGAACACAUUUGGACCUGAAGGACCAACUCAAGCUCAAUGGGAGCUCCCGAGACUCAAAGGGACAGCCUAACAUCCCUGACAUGGAGCUCAGAGAGGAAUGGCAAGAUGAUGAACUUCCCAGGCCCCUUCCAGAGAGUUCAUUCCAGAGCCCAGAUGAAGUGGAAAGUCCGACAUCUGAUGGCGGCAGGCCGGGUCCCCCCAUCAGCUUGGCACUGUCAGGAAACCGGACACGGAAAAGGCGUCUCGUGGCACCAGCCCUCAGCCUGACGCUGGAGCGCAGCGACUCUGCAGUUUCUGACGAGUUCACGGCUGCUGCACUUUCCCCGUCGCCUGAUGAGGAUGAUCUAGACAUCAACCUGGAGGAGCUGGAGACACCUUCUGACAGCGAGUCCUUCACACUCAAUGACAGCAUGCAAGACUUGGAGUGGGAGGAUGACCUCCCGCGGAUGGGCCGGAGAGAAGCCAGAGCGGCCAAUAGGGCGGCGGCAGAGCAGGCAGAGAUGGGCCAACUGGAGCUGGACCGGGUGGACAGCCAGGGCCGACGGUGGCGCAAACUCCAUAUCGCUGGACAGGAGAGUCUCGUGAACAUGAGCGUGCUGGAGCCCUACCUUCAGGUGCUGUCUCAUGGAGGUUACUAUGGGGAUGGAAUGAAUGCCAUCAUUGUGGUUAGUUCCUGUUAUCUUCCUGACAGCACCAUUGAUGACUACCAAUACGUAAUGGACAAUCUAUUCAGGUAUAUUCUGGGGACGCUGGACCUGAUGGUGUCGGAGAAUUACAUCAUAGUGUAUCUGUGCGGUGCGGUGUCCCGCAGCAAGAUGCCCUCUAUCAAAUGGCUGCGAGACUGUUACACGACCAUCGACAGAAGGCUGAGGAAAGACUUGAAAGGCCUAUUUGUUGUCCACCCAAACUGGUUCAUCAAGGGCCUGAUCACCAUUGUCAGGCCAUUCCUCAGUGUGAAGUUCAGCCGAAAGGUGCGAUUCGUCAGAAGCCUCCAGGAGCUCGGCACAUACAUUCCCAUGGAGCAUGUGCAGAUCCCAGACUGUAUCCGACAGUUUGAUGAGAAGAUGAACAGGUGAAAGAUGCACACCUUAUCCCUGUAAUAUGUACUGUAUAUAUAGACGGGCUAAUCAGGUGGAAGGACUAUUGAACAAGCAGCCAAGUGGAGAACGUGGAUGGGGACAGAGAUCACCCCAUAUUCCAGUGCCAAAGCAAGGAAGGCAACAUUGUGCAGCAAGAGUCAUGGGUUCUGAUCUUGGGUUCUGAUCUUGGGUUCUGUAAUAGGGUAUUGGGGAAAGUUGUUACAGCUUACUGCUUAACGUCAGGACUUGUGGGUGCUUCCUGCCAUCCUACAUGACAUUUAUCUGCCCAGUUUAUUGGCAGUGAUUCAUGGGUAUCAGACUCCAUGCCAGCUUGGCUUUAUGGGCUAGGGGCUAAUUUGCAGCAACUGCAACCGGGAACAAAAAGAACGUUACAUAAAAGCUGCUCUGUGGACAAGCAAUAACAACGCAGCCCUUUCCAGUGUGUCACAGCCAUCUGAUUGAUGGCUCAGGGUGAGAUCAUUCGUCAACUUAUGCAACAGCCCUUUCAAAAAAAAGUGCAACAAGUCCUACCUUACAGUUUGGAUGAAGUGUAGAUGCAUCCUGUUGUUACUGUGCAUGUCUAAGAUCUGGCUAUCUAAGCAAUGAGAACUGGGUUGGGACAGAAAGUUUGUUGGUUACAAUGCAAGCUCCCUGCCCGUAUUUAAACACUAACUAGCAUUUGCCACCAUUUCUUUGUCAUCCUUUAAAGAAGCGAGAUGUAUCAUCUAAAAGGGCACUUUUUUUUUUUAACUUGCAUUGCAGAAAUCAGUACAACAAACAUUGUAAAGUUGUUUAUAUUCAGUUAGAGUAAGUCUUUUGGAGCUUGGAGCUGUUUUUAAAGAAUGCAAUAUUUCCCAAAGACCAACUAUGGCACCCAGUACAGCCCCAUGAUCACUCCAGUGACAGUGUAUAACAGGUUAUACUGGCAUGGUCAGACAGUGUAGAUCAUUUUCUCUGUAUAUAGUACUAUCAUGAAUGAAUGAGCUAACAUUAUUGCAACAGCAACAUGUUUAGAUGACAUGUUACAUAUGGUGCGCAGAAUGGUAGCAUUUGAACAAUAUUUGUAAAAAUAAAAACCAGUUUUUCCCCA
Molecule: messenger RNA, 2368 nt
Organism: Paramormyrops kingsleyae
Lineage: Eukaryota; Metazoa; Chordata; Actinopteri; Osteoglossiformes; Mormyridae
Gene: bnipl
Product: BCL2 interacting protein like
Biological process (GO): apoptotic process
Cellular component (GO): cytoplasm
Source: RefSeq, a predicted model, not a curated record